UAGUGGAGGGGAUAUAUAAUUGAAGGGCAAAGAAACAAGUGCGGUAGCAGUUAUUUUGUUACUUCCUCGCACACGCAGUGGCAUCUAAAUCACUAUGUCACUUCUUAAUCAGCUCUUUAGCAGAGGCGUUUUCGGCACUCGGUGGUUUUGGGAUUGUGCAGGGCAUUGUGUUUGUAGAUUACCCGAUUUUAGUAAAACAUGCCUGAACCUAGCAAUUUCACGCAUUAAGCUGCUACAGAACAAGAGAGAUGGGCAACUGAAACAAAUGCGCAAGGAAAUAGCUCAAUUCUUGCAGGCUGGCCAAGAGCCAAUUGCUAGAAUUCGGGUGGAGCAUAUCAUACGAGAACAAAAUAUAUGGGCUGCAUAUGAAAUAUUGGAGUUAUUCUGUGAAUUUGUUCUUGCACGUGUACCUAUAAUAGAGAACCAGAGUCAAACUUUAAGCCUUCCUUCUCCACAUAAUAGGGAGUGCCCUUCGGAAUUGCAAGAAGCCAUCGCAAGUAUAAUUUUUGCUGCUCCUAGAUGUUCAGACAUACCAGACUUAUUGCACAUCAAGAACUUGUUUACCACUAAAUAUGGGAAAGAUUUUGUCUCUGCAGUAUCUGAACUCCGUCCUGAUUCAGGCGUUAACCGCAUGAUCAUUGAGAAGCUUUCAGUUAGUGCUCCAUCAGGAGAGGUGAAACUCAAGGUCUUGAGGGAGAUUGCAGAAGAAUACAGUCUAGCAUGGGAUUCCUCUAAAACUGAGGCAGAAUUUAAGAAAAACCAUGAAGAUCUCCUGGGAGGAGCGAAGCAAGUUGGUGCUGGAGCUGCACUUUCUCAUACUCCCAGCGAAAAGGGUUUUAAUAAUUCAUCACCUUGUAUUACGGAACCUUCAGUUAAGUCUGUGGAUGAUAAACAAGAAUAUAAACACCUUGAAGCUCCCAGUCCUUCUAACAAUAAUUCAUGGUUGAAUACUGAUGAAAUUGAACAGUCACACAAAAGUAACGAUAUCCCCAUUAGAGAUGCUACAAGUAAGACGACAUUCCAAUCCUCUGAUGUAUUGGAGAAGGCACGAGCUGCCAUUGCUUCUGCGAAUCGUGCAUCUGCAGCUGCUCGCGAUGCUGCUGCACUAGUACAGAGUAAUUUUGGAUCAUUGAAGCUGGAAGGUAAAUCUUCAUAGUGCUCAAACGGUAAAUCGAUGAAAUGUUGCCAUGGAUCUUGAUGUUGAAACAAUGUUAAGACCUACAUGUCAAAGGAGAAAAAUAUGUUCUUUGUUCCUGAGGUAAAGGUUUCAUGAAGUGAUUAUAAGUAAUAACAAUUAUGCCGUUUGCAUUGUACAUUUUGAUAAUUAAUACAUGUAUAUCAUUGUAACUGAAAGGAAUGCUGAAGAGUCUGAACUUAUCUAAAUCUGUCCUGAUUCUUACUUUCGUGUGUCAAGAAUUGAAAGAUGUUAUUUUUUCUACAG
Molecule: messenger RNA, 1441 nt
Organism: Abrus precatorius (Indian licorice)
Lineage: Eukaryota; Viridiplantae; Streptophyta; Magnoliopsida; Fabales; Fabaceae
Product: IST1 homolog
Exons: 7
Coding region: 95-1156 (353 amino acids)
Biological process (GO): protein transport
Source: RefSeq, a predicted model, not a curated record